Messenger RNA from Diospyros lotus (date-plum), 2307 nucleotides. Its product is annotated as probable E3 ubiquitin-protein ligase ARI7. The record is from RefSeq and is a predicted model, not a curated record. The transcript has 16 exons. Gene Ontology annotation, biological process: ubiquitin-dependent protein catabolic process; positive regulation of proteasomal ubiquitin-dependent protein catabolic process; protein polyubiquitination. Gene Ontology annotation, cellular component: ubiquitin ligase complex; cytoplasm. NCBI's taxonomy places the organism in Eukaryota, Viridiplantae, Streptophyta, Magnoliopsida, Ericales, Ebenaceae. Bases 63 to 1829 code for a protein of 588 amino acids. Gene Ontology annotation, molecular function: ubiquitin protein ligase activity; ubiquitin conjugating enzyme binding; zinc ion binding.
CGCUACGUUUACAGGCAAAACAACACAAAGACUUCCAAAGGGUUUUGUCUCGAGGUUCACCGAUGGACUCGGAGGACGAUAUGCACGACGCGAACGACGCCGAUUCGCUGGAGGAUUACUACAGCGGCGAUACGGCGGCGGACUGCACCGACAACGACUUCGAUUACGACGGCGCCGACUACGAGUUCAUGGACAACUACUCCGAUGACUCCGGUGACGUCUUGGUCACUCGCCAACAGAAAAAUUAUAUUGUCUUGAAAGAAGAUGAUAUACGCCAGCGUCAAGAAGAUGAUAUCACAACAGUUUCCACCAUUCUGUCCAUCUCAAAAGUAGCUGCAAGCAUUCUACUUCGACACUAUCAUUGGAGUGUGAGUAACGUGCAUGAGGCAUGGUUUACCGAUGAAGAUGCAGUCCGUAUGUCUGUGGGCCUGUUGGAACGAUCAGCAGUUCAAUUUCCAAAUGCUAAAGAACUGACUUGCGGGAUCUGUUUUGAUAGCUAUCCACUUGAUAGAAUUUGCUCUGCUGCUUGUGGUCAUCCCUUUUGCAGUUCGUGCUGGAGAGCUUACAUGAGCACAGCUGUCGAUGGUGGCCCUGGAUGUUUGAUGCUGAGAUGCCCUGAUCCAUCUUGUAGUUCCGCUGUCGGUCAAGAUAUGAUCAAUCUAUUGGUAUCUGAGUUAGAUAAGGAGAAGUAUGCUCGUUACCUUCUACGUUCUUAUGUUGAAGACAACAGAAAGACCAAGUGGUGUCCUGCACCAGGCUGUGAGUAUGCUAUUGAAUAUGUUGCUGGUAGUGGGGGCUAUGAUGUUUCUUGCACUUGCUCAUAUGGAUUUUGUUGGAAUUGUACAGAAGAAGCUCACCGUCCCGUGGACUGCCGUACUGUAGCCCAGUGGAUUUUGAAAAACAGUGCAGAGUCUGAAAAUAUGAAUUGGAUACUAGCUAAUUCCAAGCCUUGUCCAAAAUGCAAGCGACCGAUUGAAAAAAACCAAGGUUGUAUGCACAUGACAUGCACACCUCCCUGCAAAUUUGAAUUCUGCUGGCUAUGCCUUGGUGCAUGGACUGAUCAUGGAGAGAGGACAGGUGGUUUCUAUGCAUGUAACCGUUAUGAGGCAGCUAAGCAAGAGGGAGUGUAUGAUGAAACCGAGAGGAGGAGAGAAAUGGCUAAAAACUCCCUUGAGAGAUAUACUCACUAUUAUGAACGGUGGGCAACCAAUCAAUCGUCUAGGCAAAAAGCUCUUGCUGACUUGCACCAAAUGCAGACUGUGCAUCUUGAGAAACUUAGUGACAAACAAUCUCAACCUGAAUCACAGCUCAAGUUCAUUCUAGAGGCAUGGCUACAGAUAGUUGAAUGCCGGCGAGUGUUAAAAUGGACCUAUGCAUAUGGAUACUACCUACCUGAGCUUGAACAUGCUAAGAGGCAGUUUUUUGAAUACUUGCAAGGUGAGGCUGAGGCUGGGUUAGAAAGGCUUCAUCAAUGUGCUGAGAAGGAUCUACAAAAUUACCUUAUUGCUGAUGCACCUUCAAAUGAUUUUAAUGAUUUUCGUACAAAGCUGGCUGGACUGACUAGCGUUACGCGAAAUUACUUUGAGAACUUGGUGAGAGCAUUAGAGAAUGGUCUCUCAGAUGUGGGCUCCCAAGGAGGUUGCAGCAGCAAGGCAGCAAGCUCGAAAAGCAUUGGAAUUCCUGUCAAGGGGAAAGGUGGAAGAGGAAAAGGAGCUUCCCGGGGUGGUAGUAGAGACUUGGAUAAUUCAGGCAAUUGGUUAUGUGAUCAGUGCACUUGCGUGAAUAUCAAAAUGGCAAGCACAUGUAAGAUUUGCCACCACCACCGAUGAAACACACAACCACAACCCUGUGAUGGUGGUUUGCCCUAGAAUGGUGGAAGAGUAAGCGGGAGAGAUGCGAUAAAACUGUCGUCAAAGGAGGACAAGAAUGGGGUGUUUAGGACGGCACUUAUGCUCGUAAAAAGAAACGAGAAAAGAAACAUGGAGGGAAAGAAACAAGAAAAGAAGAAUUGAGACGUAGCCAUGUUUGAUAUUUUCUUAGAAAUAUGAUGAUAGGAACCACUGUCUGUGUGUGUGUGUGUGUGUGUGUGUGUGUGUGUGUCUGUAUCAGCUAUCUAUCAAUUUGCUUGUCAUUGUUGUUGAAGCUUAAUUGUGACAUCUCUUAAUGGAUAGAGGCAAAUGUAAAGCUACUCAUUUGCAUAUGCCUCUAGUUUCUGCUUUAGAAGGCUGAACUAUUGGCCUUGAAAUGUAUAAUGGAAGGAAGAAUGUUUUUUGGCUUCUGUAAAUUGAUCUUUACUUUUCAUUUUCC